Jaculus jaculus (lesser Egyptian jerboa) is the source of this 927-nucleotide messenger RNA. RefSeq names its product myozenin 2 (gene Myoz2). The record is from RefSeq and is a predicted model, not a curated record. The transcript has 5 exons. The coding region runs from base 1 to 795 and encodes 264 amino acids. NCBI's taxonomy places the organism in Eukaryota, Metazoa, Chordata, Mammalia, Rodentia, Dipodidae. Gene Ontology annotation, cellular component: Z disc; actin cytoskeleton. Gene Ontology annotation, molecular function: telethonin binding; actin binding; FATZ binding.
AUGUUAUCUCAUAGUACCAUGGUGAAGCAGAAGAAGCAGCAAGCAUCUGCCAUCAUGAAGGAAAUCCAUGGAAAUGAUGUGGAUGGCAUGGACUUGGGCAAAAAAGUCAGCAUCCCCAGAGACAUCAUGUUGGAAGAAUUAUCCCAUCUCAGUAAUCGUGGUGCCAGACUGUUUAAGAUGCGUCAAAGAAGAUCUGAUAAAUACACAUUUGAAAACUUCCAGUAUGAAUCUAAAGCACAGAUAAACCACAACAUUGCUAUGCAGAAUGGGAAACUAGAUGGAAGCAAUCUGGAAGGUGGUUCACAGCAAGCCCCCUUAACUCCUCCCAAUACCCCAGAUCCACGAAGCCCUCCAAAUCCAGAGAACAUUGCACCAGGAUAUUCUGGGCCACUGAAGGAAAUUCCUCCUGAGCGAUUCAACACCACAGCUGUGCCCAAGUACUACCAGUCUCCUUGGGAACAGGCCAUGGGCAGUGAUCCGGAGCUCUUAGAAGCUUUGUACCCUAAACUUUUCAAGCCAGAAGGAAAGGCAGAGCUGCCUGAUUACAGGAGCUUUAACAGGGUUGCCACCCCAUUUGGAGGUUUUGAAAAAGCAUCAAAAAUGGUUAAAUUCAAAGUUCCAGAUUUUGAGUUACUACUGCUAACAGAUCCUAGGUUUAUGGCCUUUGCCAAUCCCCUCUCAGGCAGACGGUCCUUUAAUAGGACUCCAAAGGGCUGGAUAUCUGAGAAUAUUCCUGUAGUGAUAACAACUGAACCUCCAGAGGACACCACUGUGCCAGAAUCAGAAGACCUCUGAAAAUAACGUUGGACACGACACCCGGUGUAUACAAGUCACUUUCACUAUCUCACUGGCAACUUUCAUUUUACGGCAUUAAAUUUCAACCUCAGCUCAAUGAACUAAUGAACAAUUAAAUUCUUAUUUACAAAA